Haliaeetus leucocephalus (bald eagle) is the source of this 2014-nucleotide messenger RNA. It is a transcript of the gene ISY1, whose product is annotated as ISY1 splicing factor homolog (S. cerevisiae). NCBI's taxonomy places the organism in Eukaryota, Metazoa, Chordata, Aves, Accipitriformes, Accipitridae. Bases 77 to 922 code for a protein of 281 amino acids. The record is from RefSeq and is a predicted model, not a curated record. Gene Ontology annotation, biological process: generation of catalytic spliceosome for second transesterification step; mRNA 3'-splice site recognition. Gene Ontology annotation, cellular component: post-spliceosomal complex; catalytic step 2 spliceosome; post-mRNA release spliceosomal complex. The transcript has 11 exons.
GGCGUCUCCUUCCGGGGUGCCCGGAGCGCGGUCGGCGGCGGUUCUGCGGUGUGGGCCCAGGGGACCGGUGGGCGCCAUGGCUCGAAACGCGGAAAAGGCCAUGACGGCCUUGGCGAGAUUUCGGCAAGCUCAGCUUGAGGAAGGAAAAGUUAAGGAACGAAGACCUUUCCUUGCAUCAGAGUGUAAUGAAUUGCCUAAAGCUGAGAAAUGGAGGCGACAGAUCAUUGGGGAAAUUUCCAAGAAAGUGGCGCAGAUUCAAAAUGCUGGAUUAGGCGAAUUCAGAAUUCGGGACCUGAACGAUGAAAUAAACAAGCUUCUGAGGGAGAAAGGACACUGGGAAUUCAGAAUAAAGGAGCUAGGAGGUCCUGAUUAUGCUCGGAUUGGACCAAAAAUGUUAGAUCAUGAAGGGAAGGAAGUUCCAGGAAACAGAGGCUACAAGUAUUUUGGAGCUGCAAAGGAUUUACCAGGAGUUAGAGAACUUUUUGAAAAGGAACCCCUCCCACCACCUCGGAAAACUCGAGCUGAGCUUAUGAAAGCCAUUGAUGCAGAAUACUAUGGCUACAGGGAUGAAGAUGAUGGUAUUCUGGAGCCACUGGAACAAGAACAUGAAAGGAAAGUUAUAGCAGAAGCAGUGGAAAAAUGGAAAAUGGAGAGAGAAGCACGACUUGCAAGAGGUGAGGAGGAAGAGGAGGAGGAAGUAAAUAUCUAUGCUGUCAACGAUGAUGAGUCGGAUGAGGAUGGUGCCAAGGAAAAAGACGGUGAAGAAGGGCAACAGAAAUUUAUUGCACAUGUUCCAGUGCCAUCUCAACAGGAGAUUGAGGAAGCUCUUGUACGGAGAAAGAAGAUGGAGCUUCUUCAGAAGUAUGCCAGUGAAACCCUCAUGGCACAGAGUGAAGAAGCAAAAACACUUCUAGGAUUGUAACAUUGCACCAGUACCUCCUGGGGUUUGUAUAAUUGAUCUAAAAGCAACAGGUUCAUGUAUUCUGGUAGCAAUCACUUUUAGCUCUGAAAGUCCCUUUGGAUGUUAAGAGUAAACUGAUGAAGUUACAGCGUGUUCUGCAGGCAGACCAUCAUUUUGGUUUAUUCACUAGGAUGACUUGCACUCCAGUGCUGAAAAAGAUCAAACCUGGGUUAACUUGUCUCUACAUCCUCAGCAGCUGUCCUCAAUCCUUUCACUUUGUGAAACGGUUUGUGCAGUGAUGCCUCUUACAGACAGAACUGCAAACCCAGUAACUUCUUAAAUCCUGACGGAAAACUGACUGAUGUUACUACCGUUCUGUCUGCUGUAUCCUGACUGUAAGUGUACGUGUCUUUCUCAUGUUGAUUUUUGCUGAGCUGAGUCCAGAAGUAACUCACUCUAUUAUGCCUGGUUCGUUUACCAGAAUGGCCUAGAACCUGUUUUAGAGGUACCUCGAUGGCAGAUCUUACAAGUGAGUUCGAAGUUGAUUUGGUUCUUCAUAUAACACAUGCAAUAUGUCUAAAAGCUGUUACCCUUUUUGUGGGUUGUAACUGUGCCUGGACAAAUUGCUUAAAUGCUGGAUAUUUCAGCAACUAUUGUAAAUACUUCCAACAUUGCAAUACCUUGUUCAAAUAUUUUUAGUAAAACUUAUUUACAACCUGAUGUCUUGUUUCAUUCUAGCUCAAAGGAUUGUGUUGUUUCCCUAAUCGUAGCCAAAGAAUGGGAUCAUCAACAGCCAUCCAUGUAGGGAUUUGAAGCUCUGCAUCCCCUGCUGCUCUUAGCUUGUGUAUCCUGUGACAAGAGGCAGAUCACAGCAGAGCCUGUUCAGAGUCUUAUGGGUGACUUAACAUUGUUACACAGGUCUGAAUGAGUGAAACUUUAAAUUGGACAUCUGCAGCCAUGGAGUGGGAGUGCUAUCGAAGGAAUAUAGUAUUUAACAACCAAGUAAUCAUGUCUUGGGACUAUCUAGAGUUUAGAGAUGCUCUUAGUAUUCAGCACUAUCUAUUGUAAAUAAUCCGCUCCAGAACAAUCGAAGCUCUAAAUUACAGAGGCAAG